GGUGGGAAACCAACGGGACCAAAACAAACCCCAAACUCUCUGUUCCACGUGUUAAGGGAGGGAGUGUAUGAUGGCUCUUCCGUGUCUCCCGUGGCAGGAGCACGUCACGCAGAAGUGGACUGAACUGGAUCCACAGCUGAAAGAGACAUUUUCCUCCCUGCUUGAAAUAGAUGAUGUUUUUAAUUGUGCUUUAAGUCUGACAACACAAAAUGAUCUGGAUGUCCUGCAGUCAGUAUCUGAAGAAUACUCUGGGAAGAAAGACACAGAUGAAGCAGCCAAAAGCAGAGACGGGGGCAACUCCAGCUUCAAGGCUCGACACUACGUGACAGCAGUCCUGCACUAUUCACAGGGCGUAUGUUUGGCUCCCAAGAAGUCUGAGCAGCUGUGUCUGUGCUACGCCAACCGCUCUGCUGCACUCUACCAUCUGCAGCGCUACAAGGAGUGCCUUGAUGAUAUCGACAGAGCUUUCAAGAAUGACUACCCCCCCCAUCUUUCACACAAACUACAGGAGCGUCGCAGACUGUGUCUGAACCGCCUCUCUUUACAGGAAAAAACAGGCAACGGUGAUCACAAUCAUGCCUCAGAUUGCAAGGGUAGGGCGCUACCGGACAAAGCUUUUCCACUCGGCCCUCAGGUUUCUGUUGACUUCAGUGCAAAAAGAGGUCGAGGCCUGGUGGCUCUGGAGAGGAUAGCUGCCGGGGAGGAGAUCCUCGUGGAUCGGCCGUACAGCUGCGUCCUCAUCCCAGGUCUGGAGGAGGUGAGAGGGACGGGAGACAGAGCUCAGGAUAAACGGAGAGAAAGGUUUUUUGGAACGGAGCACAGGCGGUGUCACUGGUGUUUGGCCGAGACUCUGUGUUGCGUGCCGUGCGAGGCCUGCAGUUACAGCCGCUACUGUUCAAGCGGCUGCCAGCAGGAGGCCUGGGAGGAGCAUCACCGCUGGGAAUGUCCCAUGGGACCAGACCUCCGGGCGACGGGCGUCCUGUCACAGCUCGCACUGAGGGUAGCGGUGAAGGCAGGGCUUAGGAACAUCCAAAUGGCCAGGCAGUCGGCCAGAGACCAACACGAGGAGUCGGAUCCCAGCAGUCGUAACAGCAGCUCCAGUGAUCAAAUCAGUCCUGACGGCUCGUACCACGGGGACUCGUACAUGAGCGUGUUUCACUUGCUGCACCACACGAAUCGCCACAACACUGGUCUGCGGUUCCUGUGCGCAGUUACCAUGGCAACACUCUACUUGAAACUCAGCGAGACGGGACCUCUAUGUUUCUCAGGGGGCCUUAGCGAUCCUUCAUCAGCGGAGAGGACGAGCGAGGAGGGAGACGGUGCAGGGUCCAGCUCAGAGUCCUGGGUCCUGGGAAGUGCAGCUCUACGGCACAUGCUGCAACUGAGAUGCAACGCACAGGCCGUCAUCGCAGUCCAGGACACAGGAGCAGAAAACUCACCUGUGCAGUCCAGGCAGGAAAUCCGCAUCGCCACAGCCAUGUUCCCGACUCUCAGUCUUCUCAAUCACUCCUGCCGUCCCAACACAAGCAUGGCGUUCAGCACCGGAGCGUCUGCACAGGCCGGCGUGUCAGAUGGGCCUGCAGACACGAGUCUGCCUGGUGGGAGAAACCAGGCCCCUGGAGUUACUGUGACAGUCAGAGCAGCCAAAGUGAUCACAUCCGGACAAGAAAUCCUGCACUGCUACGGUCCUCACAGCAGCAGGAUGGAGACUCCAGAACGGCAACGUAUCCUGCAGGAACAGUACUACUUCCUGUGUGAGUGUGAGGCCUGCGGCCUGCAGGAGGAGGUGGAGGAGGUGCAGGAGGUGCAGGAGGGCCGACGGCCACGUUCAGGUCCCAGGGGGAGUCCAUACGAGUCUGGUCUGCUCUGUGGAAACUGCAAAGGAGCUCUCAAAAAAAGCUCUGAAAACGGAGGAGGUGGAUUUACAUGUGCGCUGUCCACCUGCGGAGGUCGUAUGUCUUCAGCGGAAGUGAGCAGCAGGCUGCAGGAGGUCAGAGUCGUCCUGGACGCGGCUGUGGAACUCAUGGAGAAAGAAAUGCCAGGGGAGGCGUUGCAGCUGCUGAAGAGGACGGGGAGCGGCUCCGGGCGGAUCCUCGCCGAGACCCACCCUCUCCAGGGCGAGCUGGCCGACGCCACGGCCAGAGCCUACGCCACCAUGGGUGACUGGAAGAAUGCCGCCUCCCACUUAGAGCGCAGCGCUGCAGCGGCGGCCUCCCAGUUCGGAGAAGACAGCGUAGAAGUGGGACAACAGCUCUUCAAAGUGGCUCAGCUGCACUUCAAUGGCGGCGCCAGGGGCCCGGCCCUCUCCGUCAUUCCCAAGGUCAGGAGGAUCCUCUGCCUUCACUGCGGUCCUCACUGCCCUGAGGUGCAGGAGCUGAAGGCCAUGGAGAACUGCCUGCGAGGCUCGUCUUGAUGGAAAUAAACACACGCCACCACAUUUAACAUUAAGUUUUGUCUCAAGUGA
This is a messenger RNA of Cololabis saira (Pacific saury), 2464 nucleotides long. It is a transcript of the gene smyd4, whose product is annotated as SET and MYND domain containing 4. Gene Ontology annotation, molecular function: protein binding. The transcript is spliced from 10 exons. The record is from RefSeq and is a predicted model, not a curated record. Lineage: Eukaryota; Metazoa; Chordata; Actinopteri; Beloniformes; Belonidae. Bases 68 to 2413 code for a protein of 781 amino acids.